CAUUUCUGUUGUCAAUUAGUUUUGUCAAAAUGGCGUUUAGCUUUCCUGCUUUUUCUUAUAUUAUAGCCCUUAUAAUAGAUGCAUUCCUGAUAUUUUUUUCAAUUUUCCAUGUGAUAGCUUUUGACGAACUUAAAACGGAUUAUAAAAACCCUAUAGAUCAAUGUAACAGCCUCAACCCACUAGUCCUGCCAGAAUACCUCUUGCACUUGUUUAUAAACGUGUUGUUCCUGUUAUCGGGAGAAUGGUUUUCGCUGUUGAUAAACGUGCCUUUGAUUCUGUAUCAUAUACACAGAUACCGCACGCGGCCAGUGAUGUCAGGGCCUGGCCUGUAUGACCCCACAAGCAUAAUGAAUGCAGAUGUUCUGACAGUUUGUCAACGAGAAGGCUGGAUCAAAUUGGCGUUCUACCUCUUGUCAUUCUUUUUAUACCUAUAUGGAAUGAUUGUGGUGCUGAUUGCAGCAUAAUUUGGAUGGCAGUCCCUAAUAUUAAGAGGUUUACUGUUGUUUAUAAUUAGCAAUCCUUAAGUCAAAUAGUAAGAGGAACAAAUUUGUGAAAAAGGUUUCAACACCCUGACAGAAAAAUACAUCAUUUUACUCAUAUCUAUUGUGAGAUCUGUGAUGCUACUUUUUUUUUAAAGCUCCCCAUUGAGUCAGAAAUAAAAACAGUUAGACUUAAAUGUCUCAUAGUAACUGUUGAAAACAGAGUAGAUUGGUGGAAGGAUUUAGAGUAUUUAGAUAUGUAUUCACUGCCUGAUAGCAAAUUUACAUAAAUUUAAAAGUAUGCUUAAAAGUUAAAACUAAUAGUAUUAUCAAUUCUAUCCAAGGCAAUAUUUUCAAUCUAUUGUAAAUUAACACUUUUUAUGAAAAUAUUUUGUUAUUUUCUAUAACAUAAAUAUAUUAUGGAUCAAAUAAAAUUAGAAGAAUCAUAUUGUCAUUAAGUACUUAAUAAAAUCUGAACAUUGAAUUUAUUCAUUGCAAUGCAAUAUGUCAAAAGCAACAUUUAAUGAGGGUGUUGAGUUACAAUUGUGUCAGUGUGAAUAUAAUUAAUAAUAACAUCAUAUCUUUUAAUUAAUUGAAAUACGGUUGUACUCACGUUAUUAUAUCGCUUUUCUGCGUCUAGCCGUCGCGUGAACUCAUAUACGCCUGAAGAGGGGCCUCCGAAUUGGCCCGAAACAUGUCGCAGCAAUAGCGAUAUAAUAACGUGAGUACAACCGUAUUUCAAUUAAUUAUUUGAAUAUGUCUCACGGAAGUUUAACGUGUAUCAUAUCUUUUACUUUAUCCUGUAGCUAAUUUAUAUGUAUUAAUAUCUGUCAGGGUUGUUGUCCUAUACUGAUGCAAUUCUAGUGACUGUUUGUGAACGAAAGUAUUUUAUUAAUAAAAAUUACUGCAAAUAAUUUAUGUAAA
Messenger RNA from Leguminivora glycinivorella, 1403 nucleotides. It is a transcript of the gene cni, whose product is annotated as protein cornichon. The record is from RefSeq and is a predicted model, not a curated record. NCBI's taxonomy places the organism in Eukaryota, Metazoa, Arthropoda, Insecta, Lepidoptera, Tortricidae. The coding region runs from base 30 to 464 and encodes 144 amino acids. The transcript is spliced from 4 exons. Gene Ontology annotation, biological process: endoplasmic reticulum to Golgi vesicle-mediated transport. Gene Ontology annotation, cellular component: endoplasmic reticulum membrane; COPII-coated ER to Golgi transport vesicle.